AUGCCGAAUCCCGCGCCUCCUGAUGUCGUCAUAUUUGGGCCCAAGACCAAAUGCACACUCGACAACUGCCCUGUGGAGUGGAGCAUCUACGGCUUUCAACCUUCUCUCGCGGCUAAUAUUGCUUUACUAGCUAUAUUCGCUGUCAUUGGAAUUUUACAUGCCUAUCUGGGGUUCAGAUGGCGGAGCUGGGGCUUCAUGGUGGGCAUGCUCCUCGGCUGCCUCAGCGAAGCCAUUGGUUAUAUAGGACGGAUAAUGCUGCAUAGCAACCCCUUCUCAUUCAUCGGCUUCAUGAUCCAGAUCGUGUGCCUCACCAUCGCACCCGUCUUCUUCUCGGCGUCCAUUUACGUCACCCUUUCCAAAGCCAUCGCCUACUUUACCCCAGACCUGUCCCGUUUCCGGCCGCAACUUUUCUACUGGAUCUUUGUCCCCCUUGACGUCGUGUGCCUCGUGCUCCAGGCUGCUGGUGGCGCCCUAUCCACCAACUCGACCGGCAGUGACGAAAACGGCGUCAACAUCUCCAUGGCUGGUCUCGUAUUGCAAGUCAUUGUUAUAACCGUCUUUAUUGCCUUCUUCGCGGACUACAUGAUUCGGUACCAGCGUUCUGGCCGCGCGCGAACCUUCGACUGGCGCCUGAAGAUCUUCUUUUUGGGUCUCUCCGUGUCGAUUGUGCUGAUCCUGGCUCGUUGCGCCUAUCGCGUGGCAGAGUUGAAGGAUGGCUAUGGCGGAAGCUUGAUUCGCGAGCAAGUUCCCUUUAUUGUAUUUGAGGGCAUCUUUAUCGUAGUGGCUGCUGUGGCUUUGUUCUUUGGCCAUCCCGGGUUGGUGUUCCAAGAUUCCCUGUCGCAGAGCCGCUCGGUUAAAGGCGACGAGAGCGGCUUUGCGCUUCCCCAAAAGUAG
Molecule: messenger RNA, 894 nt
Organism: Ustilaginoidea virens
Lineage: Eukaryota; Fungi; Ascomycota; Sordariomycetes; Hypocreales; Clavicipitaceae
Exons: 2
Coding region: 1-894 (297 amino acids)
Cellular component (GO): fungal-type vacuole; plasma membrane
Source: RefSeq, a predicted model, not a curated record